Messenger RNA from Pelagomonas calceolata, 1140 nucleotides. The record is from the annotation of a GenBank genome assembly. NCBI's taxonomy places the organism in Eukaryota, Pelagophyceae, Pelagomonadales, Pelagomonadaceae.
AGCGAAGUCGAGGUGGCAGUCGUUUCGCCGCUCUACCGCCGUCCCUAGCGGCGACGCUGCCGAUCUAAGCCGCGUAUACGACAGCCACGACACCUACCAACGGCUCAAGUGCGAAACAACCAACACUAACGCCCCGGACGGCGCUCCAAACGAGAUUGGCGUGGCAGCCGCAAAACGCCGCCGCAAGCAUGUGCGUCGCCCCCCCGAAGAGCCUCGCCCAGCCCACGGCGCGACGAAGAUCUACGAUAGUCGAGGACCAGCUCCGCAAGCACAAGAAGAGCUUCCAGUCCUUCGCGGCUUUCGUCGGACUGCUCCUGUUGCUGCGAAGUAAGCGACGAGAAAGUUUUGAGAAAUUGACGAACCCCCUGAACCUAUCGAGAGAGUACUACUGGUGUGGGUGGGCCCUGAAAUGUUUAGGAUUGCAGCUCCUCGAUCAUAUCGUACUCGUACUCCUAGACCGCGCUUAUAACAAUAAAAUGAUGAUGUACCGCAUCAACACGGGCAAUCGGGGCCUCGUGAAGUUGGAGUGGAUCGACUAUUUGUUUUUGUGCAUCAAUUCGGUGGUGGAGUGGCAGUUCACGUGCCACGUGAUCGAUAUCGUGCUGUCGUCCCCGAACUUUGCUUGGAGGUUAAAUGACCUAGGAAUGCUGAAUACAUUACCAGCACUCUACUUAAUCUUCGCGAUCGACGACGCCUUCUACGCGCCGCUCCACUUGCUGAUGCACCGGCCGUGGUUUUACCCGUAUGUCCACAAGCACCACCAUAGACAACAACUGCCGGAGCGGGGUUAUGCGGACGCCGGCAACGAGCACCCCAUCGAGCAGGUGCUUGGCUUGAGCUGUUUGUACAUCACUUUGGUCAUUGUUGGUCACACAACAUCAGUGCAUGCCCUGACGAUCUUCGUGCACUUCAUCCUGUACGCUAUCCUAGCGCUCCUGAACCACACGGCCUACGACGUCCAGUUUAGGUUUUGGGGCUUUGAAUAUACGACGCGGGCGCACGAGACGCACCACCGCUACCCCACGAAGAACCUCGCGCAGUAGCGCGUUUUGCGGGACAAACCGCGGGACGCGCACGCCAUGCCAAAUACUACGACGGGGCGGACCGGAAGAAGGUCGCAUAAAUAUACAAUUAACAGCG